This is a messenger RNA of Bombina bombina (fire-bellied toad), 1730 nucleotides long. It is a transcript of the gene TMEM54, whose product is annotated as transmembrane protein 54. The transcript is spliced from 7 exons. The record is from RefSeq and is a predicted model, not a curated record. The coding region runs from base 209 to 865 and encodes 218 amino acids. Lineage: Eukaryota; Metazoa; Chordata; Amphibia; Anura; Bombinatoridae.
CACUGAGAGAGCUGUCUUCUUGUCCUUCUGACUCCCAGCCCCUGGCCCCCAGCUAUCUAUAUAGGAGGAGCUCACUCAUCCAGUCUGACUGGGUUUAGAUGUGGGACCCACCCAGGGGAGGAACCAAGAAGGAGUGAGAAAAAUUCAUUGUGUGGAGAGUGAAGCUUGAGGAAGCCGCAGAAAGAGAGAGACACAAGCAAGGGGGGCCAUGUGUGGACCAACAGGGAAGCUGGAUCGCAACCUGUUUGGAAAGGUUCUCAUGAAGUUGGGUCUAGGCCUUAUUGUGAGUGGACAUCUCAAUUUCAUUACUGGUGCCAUUGUACAUGGACUGGUCCUGAAACACGUGGCCAAGCUGCAAGAUAUAUUAUCACUGCAAUAUUCAAUAUCCAACAUCAUUACAGUGGCAUCAGCCAUCCUGAGUAUUUCUUGUGGAAUAUCUGCCAUUGUCCUGUCACGGUACCUUGCACGUGUAUCACUACGUUGGGCAGUGUUGCUUCUCAGUAUUAUUAAUGCAAUCCUAUCCAUCACCUGCACAUUGGGACUUGCUGUGUCUGUCAUAAUCACCAUAGCUAACAAGGGUCGCACCCUCCUGGCUUCAUGCACAUUCACUAACCUGGAGCUCAUUCAGAUAUCUCAUGAGUGCCCUUUUGACCCGACACGAAUCUAUAGCACCACAUUAAUUCUUUGGGCAAUCUCCAUAUUUUGGGAUAUUGUGGAAAUUGUUUUCAGCAUGCGCUGCUUUAUCACCGUCCUUCAUCUGAUGAAAGUCCGUAUGUGCCGCAAGAGGAAGGAAAAGCUUCAGCUACCUCGGAUUGAAGAAGUAAAUGAGGAGAAUGAAGAUGGUGAGUGCAGUGCGUGGCUGUGAAAAGUGCACUAUUAUUCAGUAAGAGACUGAACACAUUUUGGGAAUGAGGAAUACCCACAGAAUGUGCCGCUAACUCCUGUCUAAGACUCCAGCACAGUCCAGGAACAGAGCCACAUACAGAAGCGGGAUUAUACCACAUGAUGUGCGUCAGGAUGCAGGGACAUGCCUGCGUGUUAUGUGCUGUAGGAUACAGGACUCGGAAACUGACACAGUAUUUUAUUUCUUUUAGAAAAUCAGGUGCUGCAGUGUCACAAAUGUUUCCAGCUUGGUGAAUGUGCAAAGUGGGGGUUUACACAAGGUUUGGGGUAUAAUUGGCUAUAUAGCAAAGCCAGCAGUGCAGUGGGAAUUGACAAUUACACAGUGAAGUUGACUGCUUUCAGUAUUAAAAGACAUAGCCACACAUAGAACUCAGAUUGUGACAAACAGUAGUGGAAAGCUGGUGUAUCUAUGCUCGAUUGUAAGUGCCAGGUAUGACAAUCUCAAACCUUUAUUUUUUUACGAGAGGCCAGAAGGUCCCAAAAUAGUAAUCAAUGUGCUUCUCCUUCAACCUUUAUAGUCAGUGCUUAUAGAUCACAAAAGUGAGUUUAAAUCUUAAAAUCCUUAUAAAAUUUGUGUCAGUAUAAACAGAACAUACUUUUCAUAUAUUUUCCAAACUAGUAACACUAUAACUAAUUACGGUAAACACUUCCAGUUUCCAUAUGAUAAAGGAUCAGAUAAUUGCUUUUCAAUGCCAGAAAUCCCAGAUAUACUUACAUUUUUAUACAACGCUGCUUGUACGUAUGUGUUAACACAGUUGUGUGUAUGAAGAAUGUAUAGUGAAAUAUGUGUGCACUGAAAAUAAAAUACAGUUAUAUUUACACUGGAA